Lodderomyces beijingensis is the source of this 909-nucleotide messenger RNA. NCBI's taxonomy places the organism in Eukaryota, Fungi, Ascomycota, Pichiomycetes, Serinales, Debaryomycetaceae. The record is from the annotation of a GenBank genome assembly.
AUGACUGAUGUAUCACCAAAUAAUAGAAACCCCGCUUUGCUGAAGCCCUCUGAGAUCAAAAUCACUCCUCCCGUUAGCCAACAGCAGGAGUUGAGACAGCCUCCCUUGAUUGCAAGAUUAUCAUCCUACUCUGGGUCAUCCAACGGCAAGCAGACAAGUGUCAAUGACUUGGCUCAAUCAUCAUCAGCAGCAAACUCAUCAACCCUCGGGCCCGCUUCUGGUUCUUCGUCAUCUGCUUCUGCCUCUGCACCAGCAGCUUAUAACAACGGAGGCUCGCCUCGGUCGAGAAGAAGCAGUCACAUCCCCAACGCCAGCACAUCGCCAUCACGCAAUAGAAGCAAUAGCUCGCCAGGAGACCCCGACUUGGUCCCCACGCCAUCGCACCACCAGCCCGCGCACAUCGUGACGAGACAACGCAGGUCUUCCUCGUUGAUACAGCAUUUGGAGCCAGAUACAUUAGACACCAAGAUUGACCAAGCGUUGAACCCCAACGUCAAUGCCAACUGGGUGCAUCAAAAGGGGGCUUGGAUCAUCCACAUUGUCAUCAUCAUAUUGCUCAAGAUUUCUUACAACUUUAUCAGCGUGUUGGACAACGAUUGGAAAUGGACGUUAACCAAUUUAACCUAUGACAUUGGAUCUUAUAUUAUGUUUCAUCAAGUGAAAGGGACACCUUUUGAAUUCAACAGCGGUGCGUACGACAACUUGACCAUGUGGGAGCAGAUUGACAAUGGCGAUCAGUAUACUCCCACCAAGAAGUUUUUGAUGUUGGUGCCCAUUGGAUUGUUUUUGGUUAGUACCCACUAUUCAAGGUAUAACCUAUAUUUGUUUUUGUUGAAUGGUCUCAGUUGCCUUUGCGUUGUGGUUCCAAAGUUGGCGUUUGCCCAUAGAUUGAGAGUAACUCUAUUCUAA